AUGGACUCUUUGGGUCUUUUUAUCUUUCUAAUGCUUCUGUGUUUUCAGUGGACAACUGCACCUGCUGCUGAGGAAGUUACCUGGACCUACACCGGCCUGGUGGGUCAAACUGAGUGGUCACAGUAUUUCCCUGACUGCGGUGGUACCUCUCAGUCCCCCGUUGAUGUGGUAACCACCCAGACUAAAUAUGACCCCAGUUUGAUUCCCCUGACCCCACUGGGCUACAGCCAGCACGGCAACAAGCCCUUCACACUCUCCAACAACGGACACACAGCUGUCAUUGAGCUGUCAGACUGGAUGGGACUUGAGGGGCUGCCCUGGCUCUUUACAGCUGUCCAAAUGCACCUCCACUGGGGCAGUGGCGGUCCGAGUCACGGGGGCAGUGAACACACCAUCAACGGACUGAGUGCAGAUGCCGAGCUACAUGUGGUGCACUACAACUCUGAGCUCUACCCCAACAUGUCCACAGCAAUGACGCAGACAAACGGCUUGGCUGUUUUAGGAAUUCUCAUUGUGACAGGUGAGGAGACCAACCCGGCGUUUAACAACAUCCUCAACUACCUGAGCCGCAUCAGACAUGCUGAUCAGAAGGUGUUCAUCCCGGCCUUUGACGUCCAGACUCUGCUCCCGAAGGAUCUGGGACGCUACUAUCGCUACAACGGCUCCCUAACAACGCCGCCCUGCUACCAGAGUGUGAUCUGGACGUUGUUCAAUGAGAGGGUCCAAAUCUCAAAGGCACAGCUGCUGAGGAUGGAGACGAUACUUUAUUCCAGUAAAGCUGAUGAAUCCGACAGGAUGCUGCUGCAGGACAACUACCGUGCGACACAGCCGCUGAACCACAGGGUCGUCUUCGCCUCCUUCACUGCAGAAUCCGGGAAGGAGCUGUCCUCGGGUGAAGUCACAGCUAUAGUAAUAGGAGUGAUGUGUGGCUGUGUAGGUCUGGCAGUUAUCAUCCGCUUCAUUGUGAAGACGAUACGAUUUUUUACACUCCUCCACCGUGAAUCAGUCGUGGUAAACAGCUCUACCUCUAGCUGGGACGUCCUACACAGUAACCGGCCUGCUCCCAUGUCAAGGAUGAAGGAGCCAGAGAAAGAGAAAAAACAAGACAUGGCUCUGAACUCGACCUCUGAAGCAAAAAAUAAAGAAGAGCCCUCACCAUCUCCUCAGACUGAGCCCUAGCUGACGGCGCGGUCCACCUCAGGACUUCAGUCCAGACACUCGUAAAUGCUCUCUUCUUCCUUCUUGCCAACGACUGAUCCAUGUUCCUUGGAGGACAGACAGGAAAAAAAACAUUUUAUACAGUAAACUGGACACAGGACAAAUCACCUGCUGCCCUGAUCAAUUCACUGUUUGCAGUUUUUCCCUCAACCUUAAGUCAGUGAUGUUGGCAGUCUUGGUAUCAGAUUUUGUUUGUUUUUUCAGUACGCACAUGAAGCACUUGGUGUAAAUAUGUCAGUUUGCUGGCUUUGACUCGUAUGCUUGCUCUUGAAAUGCUUGGGAUGCACGAUUGGCUCGUGUAAAUACAUGUAAAUAUACUAUAUUGAUUUUUUUG
Messenger RNA from Plectropomus leopardus (leopard coralgrouper), 1552 nucleotides. RefSeq names its product carbonic anhydrase 14 (gene ca14). Gene Ontology annotation, cellular component: plasma membrane. Gene Ontology annotation, molecular function: carbonate dehydratase activity; zinc ion binding. The record is from RefSeq and is a predicted model, not a curated record. Lineage: Eukaryota; Metazoa; Chordata; Actinopteri; Perciformes; Serranidae.